Messenger RNA from Serinus canaria (Common canary), 987 nucleotides. RefSeq names its product mitochondrial ribosomal protein S17 (gene MRPS17). The record is from RefSeq and is a predicted model, not a curated record. Gene Ontology annotation, biological process: mitochondrial translation. The transcript is spliced from 3 exons. Gene Ontology annotation, molecular function: structural constituent of ribosome. Bases 127 to 540 code for a protein of 137 amino acids. Gene Ontology annotation, cellular component: mitochondrial small ribosomal subunit; ribosome. Lineage: Eukaryota; Metazoa; Chordata; Aves; Passeriformes; Fringillidae.
CCAGGCCCCGCCCCUUCCCGCCGCGCGGCGCUUCCGUGCUCGGCGCCGCCCGUUCCGGGCCUGUCUCUUUAAGCCCCCCGAGGCGCGGCGGCGGCAGCGGCGGCACUGCAUGACCAUAACUGCACCAUGUCUGUCCCACGUGGAGCUGUCCAUGCAAAAUGGAUAGUGGGGAAAGUCAUUGGGACCAAAAUGCAGAAAACUGCCAAAGUGAGGGUGACGAGGCUCGUGCUGGAUCCCUACUUGCUAAAGUUCUUUAACAAAAGAAAAACCUAUUUUGCCCAUGACCCACUGCAGCAGUGUGUUGUUGGAGACAUUGUUCUUCUGAAAGCUCUGCCUGAGAGAAGGAGCAAACACGUGAAACACGAACUGGCUGAAAUUGUGUUCAAGGUUGGCAAUGUCAUAGAUCCCAUCACAGGAAAGCCCUGUGCAGGAACCAGAUUCCUGGAAAACCUGUCAGAUUCAGAAAAUCUCACCGAGGCAGAUACCACCUAUCUAAGUGAGAAACUUCAGGAACUUAAAGUUUGUUCAACAGACAAAUAGUGGGGGAAAUAUUUUAAGCAGAGGGCUUCCAGCUUUUGUGUCUCUCUGCCAGGGAUGUUUGAGGCCCUGCUGUGAUAUGUUAAAUGUUUCAGUGAAAUUUGUAGUCAAAACAAAUAGUAAAUGUAGUUGCUUAUGCAAAGAGAUGUUGCAGAUUGAUGGGCACCUGGAGCUUUGAAUGAAAAUACAGAGAAAAAUGCAAGUUUAGUGUUCACACUUCAUUUUGUUGCCUGUAGUUUUGCCCCAGUGACAGUUCCCAAAGGCAGCCGCCCUCCUGGAACGACCUCUCUGUGUUAAGACAAGACUACAACUGUGUGAUGUUUCAUUUUGGUGGGAGGGUCAUGAUCUUACUUGGUUGUUCUGUAUUUCAGGCAGUCUUUUGUGGUUUGUAGGGUUACUGGAGAUGAUGCUAUUAAAGUUUUCGAAAGGAAGUGUAGAAUUUUAAAACCA